Molecule: messenger RNA, 300 nt
Organism: Baudoinia panamericana UAMH 10762
Lineage: Eukaryota; Fungi; Ascomycota; Dothideomycetes; Mycosphaerellales; Teratosphaeriaceae
Exons: 1
Source: RefSeq, a predicted model, not a curated record
AUGGGCGCUCGCCUAUCUCAACCACGAGCGCCAGAUGGCAUAAACGAGGCCUCCGUGCCUUCCUCUUCCGGUCCUCCACCUUCGCCCAAGAAUCCUUUUACCCGCCGUAUCAAUGCCAGGACUAUAGUAGCACCCGCCGCUGCACUAACAAUGGCGUGUAUACUCUUUGUCUACACUCGCACAAGCAUACGUGCGGCGAAGGAGAAUGCACGAAGGCAUCGCAAUGUAGACAGCGGCGGAGCGGGUCUGAAUCUCAUGGAGGAAAACCGGCGAAGGCAUGGUUUGUCGCAACGCUUAGAU